This is a messenger RNA of Pieris macdunnoughi, 303 nucleotides long. The record is from the annotation of a GenBank genome assembly. Lineage: Eukaryota; Metazoa; Arthropoda; Insecta; Lepidoptera; Pieridae.
AUGUCGUCCCCUGCGCGUGCGCCGGCACCGCCCAUACCCGCCGGCGCGGGCACACUCCCCCCAGGGCCUGGCCCUUCACGCCAACGAUCCCUCAAGGACAGGCUCAAAGAGGGAAUAACUGGACCCUUUCAUUGGCAGCAUUUUGGUGAUGGGUAUCCUGAUCUCGUCAUCAGUCACUACUGGUACUUCCACUUCAAUAGCUCGCCAAGGACUUGCCUCGACUGCUCGAUAGCCAAAGAGUGCGCACGAGGUGGUAAUAGAGGCGAUACCACACUUUUUAAUAACAUCAUCUACAUAAUCUAA